Messenger RNA from Salarias fasciatus (jewelled blenny), 580 nucleotides. RefSeq names its product reactive intermediate imine deaminase A (gene rida). The coding region runs from base 129 to 536 and encodes 135 amino acids. The record is from RefSeq and is a predicted model, not a curated record. Gene Ontology annotation, cellular component: mitochondrion; cytosol. NCBI's taxonomy places the organism in Eukaryota, Metazoa, Chordata, Actinopteri, Blenniiformes, Blenniidae. The transcript is spliced from 6 exons. Gene Ontology annotation, molecular function: deaminase activity.
GACGUCACGUUCCGGUACGUUCUCCCAGCAGCACGUGCUCCUCCUUCACAGCUCGUUGCACGGUGGUUUCAUUCAUAUAAUUCCCAGCUUUUCUGCGGUGAGGACACGAACAAAACGACCCGGAAAACAUGUCUGGAACAACAAGAAAGAUAGUGAGCACGACGUCCGCCCCGGCCGCCAUCGGACCGUACAGCCAGGCCGUGAUCGUGGACAGAACCAUGUACAUCUCCGGUCAGCUGGGGAUGGACGUGGCGUCCGGUCAGCUGGUGGAUGGAGGGGUGCAGGCUCAGGCCAAACAGGCUCUUGUCAAUAUGGGAGAGAUCCUCAAAGCUGCUGGUUGUAACUACACUAACGUGGUGAAGACCACAGUGCUGCUCGCAGACAUAAAUGACUUCAACAGCGUCAACGAGGUCUACAAGACAUUUUUCACCAGCAGUUUCCCUGCCAGAGCCGCCUAUCAAGUUGCGGCUCUCCCCAGAGGCGGACUGGUGGAAAUCGAGGCCGUGGCCGUCGUGGGUCCGCUCUCCGACUCCUGACUAACCGACCAGAUCAUGAACAAGCUGUAGUCAAGUGUUUUCCC